Messenger RNA from Trypanosoma grayi, 396 nucleotides. RefSeq names its product putative retrotransposon hot spot protein (RHS). Bases 1 to 396 code for a protein of 131 amino acids. The record is from RefSeq and is a predicted model, not a curated record. Lineage: Eukaryota; Euglenozoa; Kinetoplastea; Trypanosomatida; Trypanosomatidae. The transcript has a single exon.
AUGGAGAGAUGGGAGCCGGAUCACAUCAGCAAUAUGCUGACCUCUGAAAACGAUCGGGUGGCCCUACGACUCGCCUGGUUCACAGCUAGUCGAUGGGGCGAAAUCGCCCUACUCCGGAAGGAGAAUUUCAUUCCUCACCCUCAAACCAAGGAAGCCCUCAUUGUAGAUUGGGGGGCCCUCCAAAAGACUUUCAAGAUCGACUCCCACAGAGCGGCGCGAUACGUGGUUAUCGGGGGAGAAGGUGCAAAGAGGGUGAGAGGCGUCACCACGGGAAUGGUGGAGGGGGAAAGGCUCACGACGUUAACCACAAGGACAUGGAAAAUGUACUCGGACCAUUCGGCACGACAGCGCGUUCCAUCAAAAGAGGGGCACUGGCGCAUGCAGCUGCAGCGGUGA